AUGGCAGCCCAGGCGGCGGGCGUUUCCAAGCAGCGUGCGGCUGCUGAAGGCCUUGGCUGCAACCAGAAAGCUGUGAAGUACCUGGGCCAGGACUUCGAGACCCUGAGGCAACAGUGCUUGGACUCUGGGAUCCUAUUUAAGGACCCAGAGUUCCCAGCGUGUCCAUCAGCUUUGGGCUACAAGGAUCUCGGACCACACUCCCCCGAAACCCAAGGCAUCGUCUGGAAGCGGCCCACGGAAUUGUGCCCCAGCCCCCAGUUUAUCAUUGGCGGAGCCACGCGCACAGACGUUCGGCAGGGUGGUCUAGGUGACUGCUGGCUCCUGGCGGCCAUCGCCUCCCUGACCCUGAAUGAAGAGCUGCUUUACCGGGUGGUCCCCAGGGACCAGAACUUCCAGCAGGACUACGCGGGAAUCUUUCACUUUCAGUUCUGGCAGUACGGACAGUGGGUGGAGGUGGUCGUUGACGACAGGCUGCCCACCAAGAACGGACAGCUGCUCUUCCUACACUCCGAAGAAGGCAACGAGUUCUGGAGCGCGCUGCUGGAGAAGGCCUAUGCCAAGCUCAACGGUUCCUAUGAGGCUCUUGCUGGAGGGUCCACAGUGGAGGGGUUUGAGGAUUUCACAGGUGGCAUCUCUGAGUUUUACGACCUGAAGAAGCCGCCAGCCAGUCUGUAUCAGAUCAUCCGGAAGGCCCUCCGUGCGGGGUCACUGCUGGGCUGCUCCAUUGAUGUCUCCAGUGCAGCCGAAGCAGAAGCCAUCACCAGCCAGAAGCUGGUUAAGAGUCAUGCAUACUCUGUCACUGGAGUUGAAGAGGUGGAUCUCCGUGGCCGUCCAGAGAAGCUGAUCCGACUCAGGAACCCGUGGGGCGAAGUGGAGUGGUCGGGAGCCUGGAGCGAUGAUGCACCAGAGUGGAAUGACAUAGAUCCCAGGAAGAAGGAAGAGCUGGACAAGAAAGCUGAGGACGGAGAGUUCUGGAUGUCAUUUUCAGAUUUCUUAAAGCAGUUCUCUCGGCUGGAGAUCUGCAACCUGUCCCCGGACUCUCUGAGCAGUGAAGAGGUGCACAAAUGGAACCUGGUCCUGUUCAACGGCCGCUGGACUCGGGGCUCCACCGCUGGUGGCUGCCAGAACUACCCAGCCACUUACUGGACCAACCCCCAGUUCAAAAUCCAUUUGGAUGAGGCGGAUGAAGACCAGGAGGACGGCGUUGGUGAACCCUGCUGUACGGUGCUGCUGGGCCUGAUGCAGAAGAAUCGCAGGCGGCAGAAGAGGAUGGGCCAGGGCAUGCUCAGCAUCGGCUACGCCGUCUACCAGGUCCCCAAGGAGCUGCAGAGUCACGUGGGCGCACACCUGGGCCGGGACUUCUUCCUGGGCCACCAGCCCUCCGCCCGCACCGCCACCUACGUCAACCUGCGCGAGGUCUCUGGCCGGGUUCGCCUGCCCCCCGGGGAGUACCUGGUGGUGCCGUCCACUUUCGAGCCCUUCCGAGAGGGCGAGUUCUGCCUGAGAGUGUUCUCGGAGAAGAAGGCCAAGGCCCUGGAAAUUGGGGAUGUGGUAGCUGGAAACCCACAUGAGCCACAUCCCAGCGAGCUGGACCCAGAAGACAGCCAGUUCAAGAGCCUGUUGGAGAAGCUUGCAGAGAAGGAUUCUGAGAUCGGUGCUGGUGAGCUGAGGACAGUUUUGAAUGGGGCGUUUUCCAAACGAACAGACGUAAAAUUCGACGGAUUCAACAUCAACACUUGCAGGGAAAUGAUCAGCUUGUUGGAUAGCACCGGAACGGGCACCCUGGGGCCGGUGGAACUCAAGACACUCUGGCUGAAGAUUCGGAAGUACCUGGAGAUCUAUCAGGAAACGGAUUAUAAACACUUGGGCACCAUCGAUGCCCAUGAGAUGAGGACAGCCCUCAAGAAGGCAGGCUUCGCCCUCAACAACCAGGUGCAGCAGACCAUCGCCGUGCGGUAUGCGUGCAGCAAACUCGGCAUCGACUUUGACAGCUUCGUGGCUUGUAUGAUCCGCCUGGAGACCCUCUUUAAACUGUUCAGGCUCCUGGACAAGGACCAGGAUGGCAUCAUCCAGCUCUCUCUGGCUGAGUGGCUGUGCUGCGUGUUGGUCUGA
This is a messenger RNA of Propithecus coquereli (Coquerel's sifaka), 2112 nucleotides long. It is a transcript of the gene CAPN8, whose product is annotated as calpain 8. Gene Ontology annotation, cellular component: cytoplasm. The record is from RefSeq and is a predicted model, not a curated record. The coding region runs from base 1 to 2112 and encodes 703 amino acids. Gene Ontology annotation, biological process: proteolysis. Lineage: Eukaryota; Metazoa; Chordata; Mammalia; Primates; Indriidae. The transcript has 21 exons. Gene Ontology annotation, molecular function: calcium-dependent cysteine-type endopeptidase activity.